GUAAUUUGGCAGCGACUUGGAAUAUACUUUCUUUACAUCAAGCAUUCGCCAGUGCUCUCUCUGUGCUCGUUCACUUUCACUUCAUCGUCUCGCGCCGGUUAUAAUCCCCAGGGAAGGAUCCAACUAACGUAUAAGCCUUAAAGCUUAAGGAAGGACAAAUUACCUCCAUAUCCACAAUGUCACUUCAGCCACAACCAUCGCACACUUCCCUUUCCUCAGUGACCUCUCUAUCCAGAUAUGCCUCAGCAAAAUCUCCCUCUAUCGAUCCGUACAACGGUAAUCCCUCACGAGAUUUUUGUAAUUCGUUCUGGGGCGGGGACGGAGAUGCCGGCGUUAAUGUGCUCUUUGCCAGGAUGCGCGGAGGAGUGAGGACAAUAGAGGGAUUGAAAGGAUUUUGGAAGGAGAGAGCUGCGAUUGAGGAGGACUACGCAAAGAGGAUGGGCGAGUUGGCGGGGGUUGAUCUUGGGAGAGACGAAAUUGGUGAACUUCGCAACUCGCUUACAACUCUCCAACUCGAAACCACCAAGCUUGCACAGACACACCUCCAACUCGCUAAUCAAAUUCGCAGUGAGAUGGAAGACCCCGCUGCGGCGAUGCUUAAUAAACUCUCCGACCAUAAACGGCUCGUAAUGAGUGCAGUGGAGAAGAGACAUAAAGCAAAACUACAAGCAGAGGUUUACGUCGCCAAAGCGAGAGAGAAGUAUUACGGGGAUUGUGUGAGAAUCGGGGUCUGUCGACAACAAUUACAGCAACUUCAAGAAAAUCCAAACUCUGGUGACCUAGAUAAGGUUCGCUCAAAACUCAAGCGUUUAGAACAGACCGUAGCUGCGAACGAGAAGGAUUACGCGGCGUUUACAAAGUCUUUAGCUGACUCGCUUCCUGCUUGGGAAUCAGAAUGGCGGAGCUUUUGUGAUGGAUGUCAGGAUUUAGAGGAGGAACGGUUAGAUUUUAUGAAGGAUAACCUAUGGGCGUACGCGAAUUCCGUUUCGACGGUCUGUGUAGCGGACGAUGAGCCAUUCGUACAGUUCUCGACCAAUUUGAAACAGACCGCGAUAUCCUCGCGUUUGUACAGGAAUACGGUACAGGAAGCUCAAUACCUAACCCGCCAGAAUUCGUACCAUUCCCCGCGUCGACUAUGGAUCCAUCCUCUAAUCCUACUUCCUCACAACUCUCUACGACGAUAUCUACCCACCCAGCCACGUUCAGCCGAAAAUCACGAAAAAGCGGUGUUCCUCCAGCAGCACCCCCAUAUGUGGCUGCUCAGACUGGCUCUUCUGCCAACCCUUCCUCUCAUCCAGCGUCUCACUCAAGUCCUUCCGCAUCUUCUAUAACUACGGCUCCAACGACAGCACCUCCUGUACCUCCACCUAAUGUACCUCCACCAUCUAUACCUGCUCCAACCAUGCCUACCAGUUCAAUUCAACAGCGGGGAGGAGGAGCAACACCAUCAAGUACAUCAUCACCCGCCCGAGUUUCGCCGGGUUCUCAACAACCGGCUACGACAAAUAUGAAUAAUGCUGUCUCGUCCCCACCAAGGAACACUUCGGCAUCUCCACAGCAACAGAGAGAUCAACGCGAUCAACGCGAGCCUAAUCAUCAGCAGAGGG
This is a messenger RNA of Lentinula edodes (shiitake mushroom), 1607 nucleotides long. RefSeq lists its product as uncharacterized. Gene Ontology annotation, cellular component: cytoplasmic side of plasma membrane; cytoplasm; plasma membrane. Gene Ontology annotation, molecular function: phospholipid binding. Bases 177 to 1331 code for a protein of 384 amino acids. Gene Ontology annotation, biological process: cytoskeleton organization. The record is from RefSeq and is a predicted model, not a curated record. NCBI's taxonomy places the organism in Eukaryota, Fungi, Basidiomycota, Agaricomycetes, Agaricales, Omphalotaceae. The transcript is spliced from 3 exons.